CUGGCCUGAAAGCUGAUCUCCAAGAGGGCGUGGCUCCAAAACACGGGCAAAUAAAAGCAUGGAGAGCCAGCACCAGUCUGCAGAACAGCAGGAGACUGCCACAGGGAGACUGCAAACCACUCUGUUCCUGGGUCUCAGAAGUGAUGCCCAUGGAGUCCCCCCAAACUCUGCUCCUCUGCCUGCUGGUCCUGGCAAUCACUGAAGGCUGGGGUCGGGAGGCAGCCAUCCCAGGCUGCCACUUGCACCCCUUCAACGUGACGGUGCGCAGUGAUCGCCAAGGCACCUGCCAGGGUUCCCACGUGGCACAGGCUUGUGUGGGCCACUGCGAGUCCAGCGCCUUCCCUUCCCGGUACUCCGUGCUGGUGGCUAGUGGCUAUCGACACAACAUCACCUCCGUCUCUCAGUGCUGCACCAUCAGCAGCCUGAGGAAGGUGAAGGUGCGGUUGCAGUGUGUGGGCAACCGGAAGGAGGAGCUCGAGAUCUUCACGGCCAAGGCCUGCCAGUGUGACAUGUGUCGCCUUUCACGCUACUAAAUUACUCUUCCCUCCUUCCUCCCUUGGGUCAGAGAGUUUGAUGUUCUGGUGGGAAAAGCCUGGUUCUGGGAUUCAAAAACUAGGAGGAGUCCUAAUUGUGCCAUUUACUUGCUGUGAGAUUUUUAAAAUGAGAGAGUUGCUCCCGGUAUGACCCUCAAGAUUUUGUGAUUGUCACCUCCUGAGAAGAGGGGAGUUUUGCCUCUGUCUUUACCUGGCCCUUCUAACCAGUGUCUCGUCAUUUCACUUCCCUCUUUGCCCCUACCCCUAAAUAAAGCAAGCAGUUUUUAAGUUUCUCUCUUUAUUAAAUCUACCCCCCAGCCAGGGGAAGGGGGAUAGAUCAUGAUUACUGUGACCCCCCCCACCCCUGUCCCCAGGACACUGUGAAUCUCUUCUUGCCUGUGCCAUCACCCCUCCCCCUGCC
Molecule: messenger RNA, 954 nt
Organism: Tupaia belangeri chinensis (Chinese tree shrew)
Lineage: Eukaryota; Metazoa; Chordata; Mammalia; Scandentia; Tupaiidae
Gene: GPHA2
Product: glycoprotein hormone subunit alpha 2
Exons: 4
Coding region: 144-533 (129 amino acids)
Biological process (GO): cell surface receptor signaling pathway
Cellular component (GO): extracellular region
Molecular function (GO): thyrotropin-releasing hormone receptor binding; hormone activity
Source: RefSeq, a predicted model, not a curated record